GACAGGCAAUAGCUGAUUUCAUGUCACAGUUUAUUUUUCUUUUGUUGAGAGAAAAAUUUGAUUUUUUCACUGAUAAUUGGAUUAAAAGUACAGUACACAGUGUGAUAAUAAUAAGUUAAAUUAUUCUUAAUCAUUGACUUAACUUAAUGUGAAAAAGAAAAGAGAAAUAUUAAUAUUUUCAGUAGAUAUUUAUAGUAGUAGAUUGUCUUUAGAUAGAUUUUAUUUUUGAACCUAGGAUAUGGUAUUUACAGUUCAGCUAUUGUGUAGAAUUGUCCCUAAAAUAAAAAUACAGUCUUUUGGAGUCAGUUCUGUAUGUCAUGAAGCAAUCAACAAAGCUACUGAUGUACCUUCAUCAUUUUCCUUUAGUAAAAAUUACGAAAACAAAUCAGACAUAGAGGAUAUAGUCACUAGCAUGACAGUUUAUCCCGAUUUUUUAAACCCUAAUGAAGAAACAAGUCUUAUGAAUGAAUUAGAACCUCACAUGAAAAAAUUACGCUACGAAUUUGAUCACUGGGAUAAUGCUAUACAUGGGUAUAGAGAAACCGAACGCUUAAAAUGGAACGAAGAAAACACUGUUAUUUUAGAUAGGGUACGAAAAAUUGCAUUUCCCUCCAACAUAGCACCAUUAAAAUUCGUUCAUAUACUCGAUUUAGAUAAAAAGGGCUGGAUUAAACCACACAUAGAUGCUGUUAGAUUUUGCGGAGAUACUAUUGCUGGAUUGAGCCUGCUUACUGAUUCAGUUAUGCGACUAGUUCACGAGAAAAAUAAGGAUUUAUAUGUAGAUAUACUUUUAAAACGAAGAUCCUUGUAUGUUAUGAAGGGAGUAGCUAGAUUCGAGUAUACGCACGAGAUUUUGAGUAACGAAAGCAGUAUUUUUAAAAACCAGAAAAUAGAGAAAGAUAGGCGUAUAAGUGUGAUAUGUAGAAAUGAACCCGAUCCCAAAUAUAAAAAUUAGAAAAUUA
Messenger RNA from Sitophilus oryzae (rice weevil), 962 nucleotides. RefSeq names its product alpha-ketoglutarate-dependent dioxygenase alkB homolog 7, mitochondrial. Gene Ontology annotation, cellular component: mitochondrial matrix. Bases 239 to 955 code for a protein of 238 amino acids. Gene Ontology annotation, biological process: fatty acid metabolic process; DNA damage response. The record is from RefSeq and is a predicted model, not a curated record. The transcript has 5 exons. Lineage: Eukaryota; Metazoa; Arthropoda; Insecta; Coleoptera; Curculionidae.